This is a messenger RNA of Mesocestoides corti, 1179 nucleotides long. The record is from the annotation of a GenBank genome assembly. NCBI's taxonomy places the organism in Eukaryota, Metazoa, Platyhelminthes, Cestoda, Cyclophyllidea, Mesocestoididae.
AUGUCCAGGGUUUUCAGUCCGGUGUCGUGUAGCUCCACAUCGCAGCAGCAUGUGGUUAUCUCGACGUCGCCGGCUUCCUCCUCCAGCACGGCGCGAAUGUGGACUUACCCGACCGGGACGGUUGGAUGGCCAUCCACGUGGCGACUUGUUGGGGACAGGCAUUUUGAAGUGAUUGAGAUGCUGACCAACUUUGGUGCCAACCUUGAAGCACCGACGGUCACUACUGGAGAGACGGUUUUCGACAUCUGUGAAGACGAGAAAUUGCAUGAACGUCUAGUCCUUCUUAGGGAAGAGCUGAAACGCCGACAAACUCUCCACAAGGCUCAAAAUCAUGCAAAUCAGUUCGCCAGCAACGGGGAUAACAGCAAUAGGAGUCGCAGUGGACUCAGCCGACGGAGGAGCAGCAAUCCACGAAGUGCCUCGAUUCGGAGAACGAGCAUGAGAGACAAGGCGAAGUUGUCAUGGAAGGAGGCCCGCCAAGAGGCUGAGACGUGUUCCCUGGUUGUGCCAACAGCAGACGGGGAUUCCAUGGUAGAGGAGGUCGUGAAGACACCUGUUUGGAUGACUUCUGUCGAAGAUCCCAACGGAGGCAAAAACGUUCGAACACCUGAUUCUCCCGAAACGAUCCAGCCUCUUCCCGACCUCUACAGACACCCCUCUGCAACGCUUAACACACCUCUUCCACCCACUGCGCGAAUAAGGCCUACCAGCACCCCGACCAAAGGUGACACCCUGGUAGAUGGAUCCAGGUUACAAUCCCAAAAAAUUGAAUCCCUUCCUCGAAAGAGAGGCGGUGAAUCUCCCCCGCUUCGUCCCAGACUCACAUCGAGGUUGAGUGACUUGCAUCCUCCAGGUCGUCCCGCCAACGGAGCCCAACCGGCUCACUUCAUUUCCACCAACGGCAUUGGCCAACCAAAUCUCAAUCUGCACAAUGCCUACUACUCAGUUCCAAACCAACCGGUAACAAAGUGGACACAACCACGCGGAACACCCCAGGUUCUCCUAUCUACUGGUGCGAAACCCAUGGGAGGGGUCUCCCCAGGGGUUAUUGCGUCUCCCCUACAGCCCGGUGCCAGUGUUACUCGGCCACCAUUGAAACGGGACCUCAUAAUCAGUGAUGCUAGAAGAAUGGACCAGGGUAAUGUCGGCAUCAGUGGGAAGUGCUGUGCGAUAAUGUAG